Molecule: messenger RNA, 1107 nt
Organism: Rangifer tarandus platyrhynchus (Svalbard reindeer)
Lineage: Eukaryota; Metazoa; Chordata; Mammalia; Artiodactyla; Cervidae
Source: the annotation of a GenBank genome assembly
AUGGCUGCUAAAAGUUUUGCUUCCCGUCUCGGAGGGUCCCGGCGCUUUUUGAGAGGCUUCGUGGCCGGAGCUGUCGCGGGCGCUGCAAGCACUGGCCUCGUGGUGGUGCAGUUCCUCCGGAGUCGGGACGCGGAGCCUGCGGUGGUGGUGAGGGAGCCGGACGGUUCUUCGGAAAGGGCUGUCUUGGAACAAUUUGGAUUCCCUUUAACUGGAACAGAGACGAGGUGUUACACUAACCAUGCCUUGUCUUAUGAUCAAUCAAAGCGGGUGCCUAGAUGGGUUCUUGAACACAUAUCCAAGAGCAAGAUAAUGGGUGAUGCAGACAGAAAACAUUGUAAAUUCAAGCCGGAUCCCAGCAUCCCUCCAGCCUUCAGUGCCUUCAACGAGGACUAUGUUGGCAGUGGGUGGUCCCGAGGCCACAUGGCUCCAGCAGGAGAUAACAAAUUCUCAACUAAAGCCAUGGCUGAAACCUUUUACCUCUCUAAUAUUGUGCCUCAGAAUUUUGAUAAUAAUGCUGGAUAUUGGAACAGAAUAGAAAUGUACUGUCGAGAACUGACAGAGAGGUUUGAGGAUGUUUGGAUCGUGUCUGGACCCCUGACCUUACCUCAGACUGGAAGUGAUGGAAAGAAAACAGUUAGUUACCAGGUGAUCGGCGAGGACAACGUGGCAGUCCCCUCCCACCUGUUCAAGGUGAUCCUGGCACGCAGAAGUGCGGGGUCUGCUGAGCCCCUGGCCCUCGGGGCCUUCGUGGUGCCCAACAAGGCCAUUGGCUUCCAGCCCCAGUUAAGUGAGUUCCAGGUGAGCCUGCAGGACCUGGAGAAGCUGUCGGGACUGGUGUUUUUCCCGCAGCUGGAUAGAGCCAGUGGCGUCAGGAACAUCUGCUCGGUGGACACCUGUAAGCUCCUGGACUUGCGGGAGUUCACCCUGUACCUGAGCACAAGAAAGGUGGAGGGGGCCCGAUCGGUAGUCAGACUGGAAAAGGUCAUGGAAAAUCUUCGGGACGCAGGCAUUGAGCCCGACGAGUACUUCAUGACUCGCUACGAGAAGAAACUGGAAGAACUCCGAGCUCAGGAGCGGUCAGGCGUCCUGGGGGAGAAGCCCUCGUAG